AUGCCUGUCUCAUCACCGUUAAAGGCUGCUGCAAAAACUGCAGCAGCGAAAGUGAGAUCAAAGGUCUCCCGUAGCUCGCACGAGAAGUAUGCGUGGCUUUAUGCUCCCCCAGCGACCAAAGAUGAUAUUAAUCCAGUCGUGGAAUGCUGGCUGAAGGAUCAAGGCAACCUCGACUAUGUUUCUGGAGUUACGGGCGGAACGUUCCGGGAUAACCCGCUGGAAAACGUCGUUGAAUCCUUUGCGAUCGUUUGGACAAAAAACAGUGGCACUAUCGAAAGGCCCUUUCCCGGGAAAUACUUGCUGAUUGUUGGGCUGGAGUAUGUGGACCAGAAUAAUGGGCUUCCCAUAUUGGAGGAGACUACGUCGUUGGACCAUGGCGAGAUGAGGACCAGAAACUCGCCAAGGGCUGUGUGGCCCACGCAUCCGAAGUUCCAUAUGCCGCAAAGGAUGCAGUUUGCUGUGUCCAGCUUUGUGGGUUAA
Messenger RNA from Aspergillus oryzae RIB40, 480 nucleotides. RefSeq lists its product as uncharacterized. Bases 1 to 480 code for a protein of 159 amino acids. Lineage: Eukaryota; Fungi; Ascomycota; Eurotiomycetes; Eurotiales; Aspergillaceae. The transcript has 3 exons. The record is from RefSeq and is a predicted model, not a curated record.